CUGGCGCACGCCGCGGUCCCGGCAUGGCGGAGCCGGAGGCCUCGCAGCCCGGCCGGACCCCGCCGCCCCCCCCGGCCGCUCCCGGCUCCGGGCCGGGCCCCGCGGGGGGCUCCAGUGACCCGGCCCGGCCCGGCCUGAGCCAGCAGCAGCGCGCGAGCCAGCGCAAGGCCCAGGUGCGGGGCUUCCCGCGCGCCAGGAAGCUGGAGAAGCUGGGGGUGUUCUCGGCCUGCAAGGCCAACGAUGCCUGCAAGUGCAACGGCUGGAAGAACCCCAACCCGCCCACUGCCCCCCGCAUGGACCUGCAGCAGCCUGUGACCAACCUGAGCGAGCUGUGCCGGAGCUGCGGACACGCCCUGGCUGACCACGUGUCCCACCUGGAGAACGUCUCGGAAGAGGAGAUCAACCGGCUGCUGGGGAUGGUGGUGGACGUGGAAAAUCUCUUUAUGUCGGUCCACAAAGAGGAGGACACGGACACCAAGCAAGUGUACUUCUACCUGUUCAAGCUGUUGAGGAAAUGCAUCCUGCAGAUGAGCCGUCCUGUUGUAGAAGGGUCCCUCGGCAGCCCCCCCUUCGAGAAGCCGAACAUCGAGCAGGGAGUCUUCAACUUCGUCCAGUACAAGUUCAGCCACCUGCCCCCCAAGGAGCGGCAGACCAUGUACGAGCUCUCCAAGAUGUUCCUGCUCUGCCUCAACUACUGGAAGCUGGAGACGCCCUCCCAGUUCCGGCAGCGCUCGCAGAACGACGACGUGGCCACCUACAAAGUCAACUACACCCGCUGGCUGUGUUACUGCCACGUGCCCCAGAGCUGCGACAGCCUCCCCCGCUACGAGACUACCCACGUCUUCGGGCGCAGCCUGCUCAAGUCCAUUUUCACCGUCACCCGCCGGCAGCUGCUGGAGAAGUUCCGGGUGGAGAAGGACAAGCUGGUGCCGGAGAAGCGGACGCUCAUCCUCACCCAUUUCCCCAAGUUUCUGUCGAUGCUGGAAGAGGAGAUCUACGGGGAGAACUCGCCCAUCUGGGAAUCUGACUUCACCAUGCCGGCCACGGAAGGCGCCCAGCUGGUCCCGCGCCCAGCAGCCGUCAGCACCGUCGCCGUGCCCAGCACCCCGAUGUUCAGCAAGAAGCUCAGCAGCAGCAGCUCCUUGUCCUCCAUGAGCCUGGAUGCCAGCACGGCCGAGCCCGUGCCAGGCGAGAAGCGGAAGCUGCCCGAGGGCCUGACGCUGGAGGACGCCAAGCGGAUCCGGGUCAUGGGCGACAUCCCCAUGGAGCUGGUCAACGAGGUGAUGCUGACCAUCACGGACCCGGCCGCCAUGCUGGGCCCGGAGACCAGCCUGCUGUCGGCCAACGCGGCGCGGGACGAGACGGCGCGGCUGGAGGAGAGACGCGGCAUCAUCGAGUUCCACGUCAUCGGCAACGCACUCUCGCAGAAAUCCAACAAGCGGAUCCUGAUGUGGCUGGUGGGGCUGCAGAACGUCUUCUCCCACCAGCUGCCCCGCAUGCCCAAGGAGUACAUCACCCGCCUCGUCUUCGACCCCAAACACAAGACCCUGGCUCUGAUCAAGGACGGCCGGGUGAUCGGGGGCAUCUGCUUCCGGAUGUUCCCCACCCAGGGCUUCACGGAGAUCGUCUUCUGCGCUGUCACCUCCAACGAGCAAGUGAAGGGGUACGGGACGCACCUGAUGAACCACCUCAAGGAGUAUCACAUCAAGCACAACAUCCUCUACUUCCUGACCUACGCCGACGAGUACGCCAUCGGCUACUUCAAGAAGCAGGGCUUCUCCAAGGACAUCAAAGUGCCCAAGGGCCGCUACCUGGGCUACAUCAAGGAGUACGAAGGGGCGACGCUGAUGGAGUGUGAGCUCAACCCCCGCAUCCCCUACACCGAGCUCUCGCACAUCAUCAAGAAGCAGAAGGAGAUCAUCAAGAAGCUGAUCGAGAGGAAGCAGGCGCAGAUCCGCAAGGUCUACCCGGGCCUGACCUGCUUCAAGGAGGGCGUGCGGCAGAUCCCGGUCGAGAGCAUCCCUGGAAUCCGAGACACGGGAUGGCGGCCGCUGGGGAAGGAGAAAGGGAAGGAGCUCAAGGACCCAGACCAGCUGUACAACACUCUGAAAAACCUCCUGGCCCAGAUCAAGACGCACCCCAGCGCCUGGCCCUUCAUGGAGCCCGUGAAGAAGUUGGAGGCCCCCGAUUACUACGAGAUCAUUCGCUUCCCCAUUGACCUGAAGACCAUGACCGAGCGCCUGAAGAAUCGCUACUACGUCACCAAGAAGCUCUUCAUCGCCGACCUGCAGCGCAUCAUCACCAACUGCCGGGAGUACAACCCCCCCGACAGCGACUACUGCAAGUGCGCCAACACCCUGGAGAAGUUCUUCUACUUCAAGCUCAAGGAGGCCGGGCUCAUAGACAAGUAGGGGCUCGGGGGGGGCCUGGCCUCACGCUCCCCUUGGGCCCGCAGCCCCCGGCCGAGGCAGCGCUUCCUGCCGAACUCUCCCAGGAGGGGCUGGGGGGCUUCUCUGAGCCCGGCUCAGCUGCUGACGGGUGGAGCAGGCCAAGGAGCACGUGGCCAGAGUGUGGGGCCAGCUCCCCUCCCGCUGCUGGGGGAGGCCUCUGGGACUCGCUGGCCUCUCCCCUGGGCGCCACCAGGAGAGGAGCGGCCCAGGGCCCCUCUGCACCAGUCGACACUCUGCCCGUGGGUGUCUCCGCACACUCGGCGCCUCGCCCUGGAGGCAGGAGCCCGGCCCACAUGGCACCAGCGCCACAGGGUUCAGCUGGGGCAUGGACCUGCUGGGCUGGAAAUUCCGGCAGGGCAGCCCAGGCUCCAGUGCUGAGCCGCCCCACCCUGGGCGAGCUGCACCGCGUCUCUCUGGCUUGGGGCUGUUCGCGGGCUUGGGCCAAGGCUGCCCCACCCCCUGGCCUGCGCGCACAGCACGGCUCUGCGUUGUGGGGCUGAGGCCCAGCCCCCGCUCCCCCCACAGCCCAGCUGCCUGCUCCAGCCCCUGCCUCCUGCUGCAGCCUGGUGUGUUCCCUUGGGCUCCUCGUCCUGCUCACCCCCUUGCUCCACAUGGAGCAUCCGGCCCUGCCGCUCACGGCGUGAAUGUAGAAGGGGGGGGGCGGCGUUCUCCUCCCUUGCCAGCCGGGAGGCUGCCCCCCUCUGGCCUUGCCUGGGUUCCGGGGCUCGGCUCCAGGCUCUGCUAGGUGGAGGUGAUCUGAGGGGUCUGUAUCAGCUCUCAGCCAUUCCUCCCCCCGCAGCUCGGCCUGAGGCCCGUCCUCUGUCCUCUCCUGCCCCGGCACGGCCGGGUCCCCUCGGGCUGGGCCCUGGGCUGUCAGCCCUGUGCUGAGCCAUGGGGCUAGUGUCACUCCUGCUGGGGCCCCCCCAUCCCCCCUGCUCUGUGCUCCUCCUGGCUCCAGCGCACUGAGCGCUGCAAUCCUGAGGGGGGGGGUGGGGAAUGCUGCGCCAUGGGGCGGUGCAGGGCCGGGGCCAGGGCCUUUCAAAGGGGGGUGGGGAAUUGGGUCCCAGGCUGGGGCCGCGUGCUGUGCCGGGGUGAACAGCAGUUAGUGGGGUGAGUGGCUAAACCAGGCCCCCCCCCUACUCCUUCCUAGGGGGCCUGAAGGGAGCCCCCUGGGCACGGGGAUUAUGGGCCAUGGGGCUGCUUCUCCCAGCCGGGUUACUGACCUGUCCUACGGCCCCUCCUGCCUCCCCUCCGUGGCAGGGGCCCCUGAGGCCUGGCAGAGCCACAGGCCCCCGUGACGUAGAGCUGCUGCCCUCUGGCACCGGGCCCCUGCAGCUCCUGGCCGAGACGCAGGCAGUGACGUUUUCUCCCCGCACUGGAGCAGAAGGAAGAGCAGCCAGGCCGCAGAAGCAUUUUGCUGUCACGUUCCACCCACCCUGCCCCCCGACUGGUCACUGUUGCCUUAUUCCCCCUGCACUGGCCUGUCCCUCGGGCGCAGCCAUGGGGCUGUCCCAGCCUCCCAGUUCAUUUUUUAUUUUCCUUUAUUAUUUUUUUAAAAUAAAUGUACAUGGCCCCCGUGAAGCACCUGUCUGUGUACUGGGGCCCCAGCAGCAAGGCAUUGUGGGUGGGUAGCCCCCCCCCCCCGGUCCCUCCUGAGAUGAGCAUUGGUGCUGCUGUGUGCCAGCCUGUCACCCCUUCCACUGACAGCAGUGCCACCCCCGCUGCGCCAGCCCUGGAGAUGGUCAACAGCCUGCCAGGUGCUCCCUUCUCACACCCCUAGCCAGGGGGCAGCUUCUCCCUCGGCCCUGACUCAGCUGGGAGCCCAGGGCAGGGAGCAAACCCUCCCCCCACGUGCUCCGCGGUGCCCGCUGCCCCGGGCUGAGCCCUGUGUCGCUCAGAGUUAAUCGUGGCGCGGCGCCGCUUGGUGCUAGGACGCAGGCUGGGCGCGUGGGUAACGUGGCUGCGCUCUGGCUGGGGUUAGCAGCUGCUGCGUGGAAGCCAGAGUCCUGGCUAGCUGCUCCUCCACCGCUGCCCUGCUCUGCUCUCCCUGGCACACCUGCCUG
Molecule: messenger RNA, 4513 nt
Organism: Mauremys reevesii (Reeves's turtle)
Lineage: Eukaryota; Metazoa; Chordata; Testudines; Geoemydidae
Gene: KAT2A
Product: lysine acetyltransferase 2A
Exons: 18
Coding region: 24-2411 (795 amino acids)
Biological process (GO): positive regulation of transcription by RNA polymerase II; chromatin remodeling
Cellular component (GO): nucleus; histone acetyltransferase complex
Molecular function (GO): protein binding; histone H3 acetyltransferase activity
Source: RefSeq, a predicted model, not a curated record